Pyrgilauda ruficollis (rufous-necked snowfinch) is the source of this 4890-nucleotide messenger RNA. It is a transcript of the gene KIF21B, whose product is annotated as kinesin family member 21B. The transcript has 35 exons. Lineage: Eukaryota; Metazoa; Chordata; Aves; Passeriformes; Passeridae. Gene Ontology annotation, biological process: mitotic spindle organization; microtubule-based movement. The coding region runs from base 13 to 4890 and encodes 1625 amino acids. Gene Ontology annotation, molecular function: microtubule binding; ATP binding; microtubule motor activity. The record is from RefSeq and is a predicted model, not a curated record.
CCGUGCGGGGCCAUGGCGGCCCCGGACAGCUGCGUGAAGGUGGCCGUGAGGAUCCGUCCGCAGCUGCCCAAAGAGAAGAUAGAGGGAUGUCACAUCUGUACCUCGGUGACACCUGGCGAGCCACAGGUGCUGCUGGGCAAGGACAAGGCCUUCACCUAUGACUUUGUCUUUGACCUGGACACGUGGCAGGAGAGGAUCUACACGACGUGCAUGGGGAAGCUCAUCGAGGGCUGCUUCGAGGGCUACAAUGCCACUGUGCUGGCCUACGGGCAGACUGGAGCAGGGAAGACCUACACCAUGGGCACUGGCUUCGACAUGAGCAUCUCGGAGGAGGAGCAGGGCAUCAUCCCUCGGGCCAUCAGCCACCUCUUCAGCGGCAUCGAGGAGCGCAGGCGGGCGGCCCAGAGCCAGGGCGUGGCAGCCCCCGAGUUCAAAGUCAGCGCCCAGUUCCUGGAGCUCUACAACGAGGAGAUCCUGGACCUGUUUGACAGCACCCGCGACCCCGACGCGCGCCACCGCAAAUCCAACAUCAAAAUCCACGAGGAUGCCAGUGGGAGCAUCUACACCACGGGGGUCACAUCACGCCUCAUCAGCUCACAGGAUGAGCUGAUCCAGUGCCUAAAGCAAGGAGCUCUUUCCCGCACCACGGCCAGCACUCAGAUGAACGUGCAGAGCUCCCGGUCCCAUGCCAUCUUCACUAUUCACCUGUGCCAGACCAGAGUGUGUGCCCGCCCAGAGCUGGUGAAUGAGGAGGUGAGCAGCCUUCUGGAUGGAUCCCAGCCUGCUGCUGAGUACGAGACCUUGACAGCCAAGUUUCACUUUGUGGACCUGGCUGGCUCGGAGAGGCUGAAGCGGACGGGUGCCACUGGCGAGAGGGCGAAGGAGGGGAUCUCCAUCAACUGUGGGCUGUUGGCCUUGGGGAAUGUCAUCAGUGCCCUUGGAGACCAGAGCAAGAAGGUCGUGCACGUGCCCUACCGUGACUCCAAGCUGACUCGCCUGUUGCAGGAUUCCCUUGGGGGCAACAGCCAAACCAUCAUGAUUGCCUGUGUGAGCCCCUCUGACCGGGAUUUCAUGGAGACCCUGAACACACUCAAGUACGCCAACCGGGCUCGCAACAUCAAGAACAAGGUGGUGGUGAACCAGGACAAGACGAGCCAGCAGAUCAGCGCCCUGCGCGCCGAGAUCGCCCGGCUGCAGAUGGAGCUGAUGGAGUACAAGGCAGGCAAGCGGGUGAUCGGGGAGGACGGCUCGGAGGGCUACAGCGACCUGUUCCGGGAGAACGCCAUGCUGCAGAAGGAGAACAGCGCCCUGCGCAUGCGCGUCAAGGCCAUGCAGGAGGCCAUCGACGCCAUCAACAGCAGGGUCACCUACCUCAUGAGCCAGGAGGCCAACCUGAUGCUGGCCAAAGCAGGUGACGGGAACGAAGCCAUCGGCACCCUCAUCCAGAACUACAUCCGGGAGAUUGAGGAGCUGAGGACAAAGCUCCUGGAGAGCGAGUCCAUGAACGAGUCCCUGCGCCGCAGCCUCUCGCGGGUCUCGGCCCGGCCCCCGUUCCCCGUGGGCUCCUCGCCGGGCGCGGGCCUGGCCGGGCUCUGCAGCCCCGCGGCUCCCCUGGACACCGAGGCCUCCGACGUGCUCCGAAGGGCCAAGCAGGACCUGGAGCGCCUGAAGAAGAAAGAGAGGCGGCAGCAGAGGAAGAGCCCAGAGAAGGAGGCGUUUAAGAAGAGGCAGAAACUGCAGCAGGACAAUGGGGAGGAGACGGAUGAGAACGAGGUGGAAGAGGAGGAGGAAGAACAGGAUGAGAGUGGCUGUGAGGAAGAGGAUGGGCGCGAGGAUGAAGAUGAGGACUCGGGCAGUGAAGAGAGCCUGGUGGACUCGGAUUCGGAUGCAGAGGAGAAGGCUGUGAAUUUCCAGGCCGACCUGGCGGAUCUGACCUGUGAGAUUGAGAUCAAGCAGAAGCUGAUUGAUGAGCUGGAGAACAGCCAGCGGCGUUUGCAGACCCUCAAGCACCAGUAUGAGGAGAAGCUGAUCCUACUGCAGAACAAGAUUCGGGACACGCAGCUGGAGCGAGACCGGGUCCUGCAAAACCUCAGCACCAUGGAGUGCUACACAGAGGAGAAAGCCAACAAGAUCAAGGCAGACUAUGAGAAGCGGCUGAAGGAGAUGAACCGGGACCUGCAGAAGCUGCAGGCAGCCCAGAAGGAGCACGCUCGCCUGCUCAAGAACCAGUCCCGCUACGAGCGGGAGCUGCGGAAGCUGCAGGCAGAAGUGGCCGAGAUGAAGAAGGCAAAGGUGGCGCUGAUGAAGCAGAUGCGGGAGGAGCAGCAGCGGCGGCGGCUGGCCGAGACCAAGAGGAACCGGGAGAUCGCGCAGCUCAAGAAGGAGCAGCGCCGGCAGGAGUUCCAGAUCAGGGCUCUGGAAUCUCAGAAGCGACAGCAGGAAAUAGUGCUGCGGAGGAAAACCCAGGAGGUGUCAGCACUGCGCCGUCUGGCCAAGCCCAUGUCAGACCGGGUGGCGGGCAGGAUGAGCCAGAAGCCGGCCAUGAUGGACUCGGGCGCGGAGGUCUCGGCCAGCACCACCUCCUCCGAGCCCGAGUCUGGCGCUCGCUCCGUCUCCAGCAUUGUGCGCCAGUGGAACAGGAAAAUCAACAACUUUCUGGGAGACCCCUCGUCCUCCAUUAAUGGGGCUCGGCCGGCCAGGAAGAAGUUCCCCAAGAAGGGGACGAGCCAGACCUUCAGCAAAGCUGCCCGCCUCAAGUGGCAGUCCCUGGAGCGGCGCAUCUUCGACAUUGUCAUGCAGAGAAUGACCAUCGUCAACCUGGAGGCAGACAUGGAGAGGCUCAUCAAGAAACGUGAGGAGCUGUCACUGCUGCAGGAGGCGUUGCUGGGCAAGCGGGCAAAGCUGCAGGCAGAGAGCCCCAAGGAGCAGAAGGGUCUGCAAGAGCUGAACGAGGAGAUUGAGGUGCUGGGGGCCAACAUUGACUAUAUCAACGACAGCAUUUCAGACUGCCAGGCCACCAUCAUGCAGAUUGAGGAGACCAAGGAGGAGCUGGACUCCACGGACACCUCGGUGGUGAUCAGCUCCUGCUCCCUGGCCGAAGCCCGGCUGCUGCUGGACAACUUCCUGAAAGCCUCCAUCGACAAGGGGCUGCAGGUGGCCCAGAAGGAGGCCCAGAUCCGGCUGCUGGAGGGGCGCCUGCGGCAGACGGACGUGGCCAGCUCCUCGCAGAACCACGCCCUGCUGGACGCCCUGAGGGAGAAGGCUGAGUCCCACCCUGAGCUGCAGGCACUGAUCCACAAUGUCCAGCAAGAGAAUGGCUACAUCAGCACAGAUGAAGAAGUUUCAGAGUUCAGCCUGGCCUCAGAUGGGAGCAUCUCCCAGUCUUUCACCAUGAAGGGCUCAGCAAGCCAAGAUGACUUCAAGUUCAAGGGAGAGCCCAAGCUUUCGGGGCAGAUGAAGGCAGUGUCAGCUGAGUGUCUGGGACCCACGCUGGACGUCUCCACCAAGAACAUCACCAAGUCCUUGGCAUCCCUCAUGGAGAUCAAAGAGGACGGGAUCGGCUUCUCCAUCCGGGACCCCUACUACAAGGAGAAGGUGUCGCGCACCAUCAGCCUGCCCACGCGAGGGAGCACCUUUCCCAGGCAGUCCCGGGGCUCGGACACUUCGCCUCUGACACGGCGGAAAUCCUAUGACCGUGGGCAACCUGCCAGGCCUACAGACAUUGGCUUCACACCACCCUCAUCCCCACCCACUCGUCCGCGCAAUGACCGCAACGUCUUCUCCCGUCUCACGAGCACCCAGAGCCAGGGAUCUGCCUUGGACAAGUCUGAUGACAGCGAUUCCUCUGUCUCGGAGGUGCUGAGGGGCAUCAUUAACCCCGUGGGUGGCACCAAGAAUGCCCGGACAGCCCCGCUGCAGUGUGUCUCGGUGGCAGAGGGACACACCAAGCCUGUGCUCUGCCUGGAUGCCACCGAUGAGCUGCUCUUCACCGGCUCCAAAGACCGCAGCUGCAAAAUGUGGAACCUGGUGACAGGCCAGGAAAUCGCUUCUCUCAAGGGCCACCCAAACAAUGUGGUUUCCAUCAAGUACUGCAGCCACACGGGGCUGGUGUUCACCGUGUCCACGUCGUACAUCAAAGUGUGGGACAUCCGCGACUCCGCCCGCUGCAUCCGCACCCUCACGUCGUCUGGCCAGGUGAUCUCCGGGGAUGCGUGUGCCGGGACCAGCAGCCGCACGGUGACCAGCGUGCAGGGGGAGCACCAGAUCAACCAGAUCGCGCUCAACCCCUCGGGCACCGCGCUCUACGCGGCCGCGGGCAACGCCGUCCGCGUCUGGGAGCUGAGCAGGCUGCAGCCCGUGGGGAAGCUCAGUGGCCACAUCGGGCCCGUGAUGUGCCUGACAGUGAACCAGACGGCGAGCAACCACGACCUGGUGGUCACAGGCUCCAAAGAUCACUACGUCAAGGUGUUUGAGAUCACGGAGGGCAUGGUGGGCAAUAUUGGCCCCACUCACAACUUCGAGCCCCCUCACUACGAUGGCAUCGAGUGCCUGGCCAUCCAGGGAGAUGUCCUCUUCAGUGGCUCCAGGGACAACGGCAUAAAGAAGUGGGAUCUGGAGCAGCAGGAACUUAUCCAGCAAAUCCCCAAUGCCCACAAAGACUGGGUCUGUGCCCUGGCCUUCAUCCCUGGCCGCCCCAUGGUGCUGAGCGCCUGCCGAGGAGGUGUCAUCAAAGUCUGGAACGUGGACACCUUCACCCCAGUCGGGGAGAUCAAGGGGCACGACAGCCCCAUCAACGCCAUCUGCACCAACUCCAAGCACAUCUUCACCGCCUCCAGCGACUUGACAGUGAAGCUCUGGAGUGGGAGGAGGUUGCCUGCGGGGUCAAACUAG